Messenger RNA from Amphimedon queenslandica, 513 nucleotides. RefSeq lists its product as uncharacterized. The record is from RefSeq and is a predicted model, not a curated record. The transcript has 4 exons. Bases 33 to 446 code for a protein of 137 amino acids. NCBI's taxonomy places the organism in Eukaryota, Metazoa, Porifera, Demospongiae, Haplosclerida, Niphatidae.
CCUUUGAAGUUGAGGCUAUUAUUAGUAAUAGCAUGCCACUGGUCAUAAUAAUUAAGGAUAAUUGCAUCAACCAACAGCCUACUCCAUUGUCCUGUGAAUUGACUGUGACUGGCUUAAUUCAGUCAUCAAUAGAUUGUCUUCAUGAAAGAUUGUUUAUAUUCACUAAUGUCACUGAAGGAGAUGAGUAUAAUUAUACUGUUACUAUUACUAAUGUCAUUGGAUCUGCUGUUAAAAAUGGCUUCAUAGAAAUCCCUUACUUACCAUUUGAAGUGUAUCCUUCAGAAAUUCAGUAUUUACCUUCAACAAAAACAAUGAUAAGUCCUUGUUCAUUGAUAUUAGGUACGGAUUCAAGUACACCAGCCAGCACACCUUCAGAUAGUUGCAAUUGUGUCCUUCCUUGGACAGUUGGUGUAUUAAUUGGGGUAGCUGUGAUGACUGUCAUUUAAUUUGUGAUCAAUGUCAUAAUUUAUUUUGUCUCACAUAAUAGAUGUAAAGGCAAUAAACAUAUUUGUG